GGAUUCAGAUUUCAUAAACAAUCCGAUUCAAUUUCACAGAAUCACUCAGUCAGAAUGCACGCGACUGUCAUUUCGGUUUUCGGGAUAGUUUAUCUGCUGUUCCUGUUCCUGGGACAUCUUUCGGCCCAAAUUACCGUGGGUUCAAGCACGUUCAAUCCUGGUAUGAUCGAUAUCAAUCCGGAAGCCGGCACAGAACAUUCUUGGCAUCCUAGUGGCAACUUUCGACGAGUCUGGAUAGCAAGACAGCAAAAAAACAACCAAACUAGUUAGAUCAGAUAACAAACCCAGACAAUCCUACGAUGGCCGCCCGCUGCACAAUCGUCUCUUUGGGGAACCAGUUCCAAAGUCCACUUAGUCUUCACUCUCGAUACCGUUAUCUAGAAGCUGUAAAAAAACUAGGUUUAAAGUGCAUUUACCAAUCCUUUGAGAUUGCAUUUAAAUAUAUGAGAAUGAACGUAA
Molecule: messenger RNA, 459 nt
Organism: Drosophila mauritiana
Lineage: Eukaryota; Metazoa; Arthropoda; Insecta; Diptera; Drosophilidae
Exons: 2
Coding region: 55-270 (71 amino acids)
Source: RefSeq, a predicted model, not a curated record